UGAAAAGAAAUAUGGGCCAUCGGUGCUGCAUGUGACACGAAAAACUGUAAGGUUGGUGGUGUCAGUGAGAGUAAUUGUUUUGUUAGGUUUUUGUAACAACACAAUCAUAUUUACCAUUAUGCGACAGCAAUGGUUUGGUUUCACCCGAUUUUCUGUGUGAUUUACACGUUAUUGGAACUUUGUCAGUUGCACGAAGCGGUAGAUGCCUCAGUUUUAGCCAAUACCUUACUGUAUCCCGUAUCUGUGGCUGCGGCCAAUUAUUCCAGUGUAAAUUCUGGAUAUAUUAAUGGACUACCAAGUAUAUUUUUCGGGCCGGUGAAGAAUGUCAGCGUUAAUCUAGCAUACAAUCCCGCCGGAAGCGGUGUGAUCUCCGUAACGAAUUCCUCCAGUGGUGUCAGCAUAACAUUCCCUUUACCGCCCAAUACACUAUCCAACGUCUCACGGGUGCCCGUAUACGGAUUCCCGCCAUACGCUCCUGCACCCACGUCUUCCUAUUCGAAUUACGGCUAUCCCGGAUAUGCUGUCGCUGCGGACUCCAGCUAUGGCUCACCGUCGUACAACGGAUACAAUUCAGCCUCGCCAAAUACAAAUGCUAAUAACAUACCACAGAUUAAGUAUGUAUACGGACCGGUUAACUUACAGUACCAAGCGCCGAUUUUUCCUGCUCUGGAUUACUCACGGCCACAACAACCGGCUCCACCAUAUUCUUUGCCAGUGUACGAAACUUCAUUCCCGAAGGGAGAUCAGUACAUAGCGCCGAUGCCGGAAACCAAUCGGCCGUACAGCAGCAACUCCGCAUAUAACCAGUAUCCGCCUCCGAGCUACGACAGAGGGACGAUUUACGACACCAAGUACCCACUACCGCCGCAAGUUAGUCCGUACUAUCCAAAUGCCCCAGCACCGUAUUAUCCAGGAGGAAAUUAUAAUACAGGAAAUAAUCCCUAUGCAACUCCUGCGUAUUCUUGGAAAUACAGGACAACGUACGGGCCGUACCCUGUAUCCAAUACAACGGUGCUGGCAGUUACAACAACUGCUGCCAGCAAAGUGAAAGUGGAACCUGCCACGGUUUCUCCUCCACCAACCGCAAAUCCUGGUACCACAACACCUACAACGAAGCCAACCGAAAAGACCACAAGUGCGGUAGUCGAAGCCAACCCUCCGCUUUCGAGCAAAAUUGGUGCUAUCAACACCACAGAAGAAGUUGUUGAGGACGAACUGACUGACAUCGAAGGACUGAAUGACACAUUGUCAGAAGACGCCAACUCAAGUGACGACUCACUGGUGGAUAUAACGCUGCCACCCGAACCAAUAGUAGAAAUUACUCUCCCACCGGUGAAAGUUCCCAUCACGACAACGACCCGAAAACCAGCCGCUACGACAGCUAAAAGCACCUCUCGCCCUACAACCGGUGCUGUAAUUUUUAAAUUUGCUGCUGCAGUCGUUACCACCCGGACGACUCCGCGACCAACGACAGCUGCAAAAACUACAGCGCGGGUGACCUUUCCCCCGGCCAAACGAUUCCUAAUUCUUGGAAAAACGCUCUCACAAAAUUCAACUCUAUCUUCGGAUACGAUUGAGACUACAGAAAACAAAUCCGAGGCAGAGAAAACAGAUAGCAGCCUUAGCGAGAUGGCCACCGAAGAGGCGGUGCCAGCUGAACUGUUCGAAGAUGAUGUAACCGAAGCAACUACGACGACACCGACAACCCGUCAUAAGAAAUUCCAUCGGAGAAAAACCACAACUCGGCCGAAAGCGGAAGAAGAUGAUUAUCCGGAAGAUGACGCGGAUACCGUUGAUGAAAUUACUGAAGGACCCCGACGAAGACGGAAAAAUAAACGCCGCCGGCUGGUGCUGAUUAGCACAGCUGUUGAUGUGGAUGAAGGAGCGCUAACAGGAUUUGAUUACGAAGAUAACGAUGAAGACGAGCGCCCACGCCGUAAGAAAUCCAAAAGAAAAUCUCGCAAAACCACGACCACCGCUCCCUUGGAAAAUGACACCGAUAAUGGGCCAGAGGGCGAUGAUUUGUCGGAGGAAAAAAUUACGGAUACGACGAUUUUGCCAGUUGUUACCAGCAAACGAAGACGUACAUUUGCCAGAAAAGUCCCGAGGUCUACUGUAACAGCAACAGGAGUAACCGGAGAACCCCUCACCUCAACCACGACUACGACCUCAAAGGUCACACAACAAAUUACGGCGACAAAGGGCACGGUGGCCAGUACCAUGGCCACUGUACGCAAAGCUACUGCAAAUUUUAAAGCAAAACCAGCUAUAACCACAACGUCGGCAUCCUUGGUUGGGGCGUUAAAGAAUACUUCAGGUUUUUCUGGAACAACGCCAACCACACCUGCUAGUACACGCACAACAAAGGAAAUGUCCACGGCGAUCACUGCCGGCAGCACACUGAAUAUGAGUAAUAUUGCCACCCCCGCGCCAAGUGCGGCAACGCCAGUAUCCGGCGCCGCUGCAGCAACACAAGCUAGCAAUUCAAAUGGAGCGCUGACAUUGACGACGAGUUCCGAUCGCAUUAACACAAACACUGAAUCUCCUUUGCCUUCGAUAACUGUAACCGCCCAAUCCUUCCAGUCUACUACCGCAGCAACGCAGUCGAACGGUAAUCAAAACGUAACGGUAACUGCUGGAGCGUCCACCAACGGCAGCAUAACCAGUAAUGCAACCGGCGGCGCACAACAGGAAUCAGACGUGAUUUCCCCAAAAACGGUAGCUCUGCAGGACGCGCUGAUACAAGUAGACCAGACUACGAGUACUGUACGACCACCUUUAAAUCCCGCUUACUUUGGUCCUAGUAGCUUGAUAAGCAUGUUUAAUGAACCGACAAAUUUUAAUGCCCCCCAUCGUUUUGUACGCCCGGCGGAAUGGGGUAUAACUCCAGCGAGCACCGGAAGACUGAUGUUGUCCGCUUUAUAA
This is a messenger RNA of Paramacrobiotus metropolitanus, 2925 nucleotides long. Its product is annotated as mucin-5AC-like. Lineage: Eukaryota; Metazoa; Tardigrada; Eutardigrada; Parachela; Macrobiotidae. The coding region runs from base 130 to 2925 and encodes 931 amino acids. The transcript is spliced from 5 exons. The record is from RefSeq and is a predicted model, not a curated record.